Messenger RNA from Blumeria graminis f. sp. triticale, 1233 nucleotides. Lineage: Eukaryota; Fungi; Ascomycota; Leotiomycetes; Helotiales; Erysiphaceae. The record is from the annotation of a GenBank genome assembly.
AUGAAGGGAAACAAAAUGUUCGAUGGCAUUGGAGUGUUAUUCAGCAUAUUUUGGUGUCUUCAUUCAGGCCCCGUAAUUCAUGCCUUUCCGAGUGACAGUAAUCCUCAAGAGGUAUUGAAUGAUUUCAUUUGUGCUGGUUCAUAUUUCAGCGCAAAAAUUCUAGAAGAAAAUAUAAAGACGGCUUGCAAGGAGUUUCCAAACGCAAGCCCCAGUAGUAGAUACCCCGCAAGGCUGGAAGAUACUGGUAUAUUUGGAAGUAUUUCAGAUUCUCUUAUCACAGGGCUUCUUAGAUACAAGAAUAAUCAAUAUGCUAAGGGCCACACAGGAAAUAGUCGUGUUGUUAUCGACAUGGACUGCAGGUUUUUUGGGGUUGUGAUAUACAAAAAUAACAAACACCCCAAACCUUGCCUCGAGCUUUCAUAUCCUACAGGAAAUAGUGACACUGGCACUGAUUCGAACUUUUUCGAAGGCUAUAAUUGUACCGGGGCUGUAUUUAGCGACGACUACAUCAAACGGUCCAUAACAAUAGCAUCUGAAAAAAAGAAGCGGAGAACUGAGGACUACCCUCGUGAAUACAUAUUGAAAAACAGACGAAGCGUGUUAGCAUGGCCAAUUUUCGCAACAUUCUUUUACGGUGCAUCGAGAUUUUUCCUCUUGCUCACGGAAACAGGUCAAUUGGUAGGUAUCCGAGAACUCAGAGGACAUGAUGAGCUGGAGUGUCAACCCAUAAAAUUAGGGCUCGUGCCUCACACAACUCGUUUGAAAUCAUUGCCUAUACCAGAAACUGUUGACCAAGAAAACGCUGUAAGAUACAACUGUGACGGUCAGAUCUUCAAAGGCUACUACAUCUUAAAAAACUUACAAAUGGCUACGGAUGCUCACAAACAUUAUCGCUUGACAAAAAUUAGAAGAUUUAAUUAUCCUAGUCAGAUCAUGAUAUCCAAAAAUGAAUGCCCUUCAGGUAGAUGGCAAUGGCCAUUACGCAAUCACACGGGUGCAAAAAAAGCUGCCGCGUCUGUCUCCAGCAACGUUUUAGUAUUUAAUCGGGAUUUCGAUUUUCUCGGUGUAUAUUAUGUCAAGCAUAGAAAACACAUAAAAUGUGCCAAAUAUUUCGUACAGAGACGGCCCGACAAGGCAAGCGUGACAUCAUUUCCGGAUUUAAAUGUGUCCGCUUCAAGUUGCCUUGAUUGUAAUGACGAAAGUGGAUGUUCUUGUCCAGAAGCUAAUGAGUAA